Molecule: messenger RNA, 3572 nt
Organism: Elaeis guineensis (African oil palm)
Lineage: Eukaryota; Viridiplantae; Streptophyta; Magnoliopsida; Arecales; Arecaceae
Product: protein SMAX1-LIKE 4
Source: RefSeq, a predicted model, not a curated record
CCCCCUUCUCACUUCUCUCACCCCUUCCACUUCCAAACCUCCAUUCCCUUCCUCUCAACAAGUGGUAAUCACUACUCCUCCCCUCAAACCAAGUUGAAGAGAGUGGUGUUACCAAGUUUGGAGGAAAAAGAAACUAAAAACUAGUAAAAAAAAAAAAAAAGUAGAGGAAAGCUCUGUUAGGAAUUGCCAUAGGAACUCAACAGAGCUACAAUUUUGGGGCGGUGGGGGGUGGCAUUAGGGACAAAGUAAUGCGCACAGGAGCUUGCACGGUCCAGCAGGCCCUCACAGCAGAGGCUGCCUCAGUUCUCAAGCUCUCCCUCAACUUGGCCAGGAGAAGAGGCCAUGCCCAGGUGACCCCUCUCCAUGUGGCUGCCACCCUUCUGAGUUCCUCCUCCUCCUCUUCUAACCUUCUAAGAAGAGCUUGCCUCAAGGCCCACCCCCAUCACCCUGCCUCCCACCCACUUCAGUGUAGGGCUCUCGAGCUCUGCUUCAAUGUGGCCCUCAACAGGCUCCCUACGACCCCUCCCCCCUCUUCCUCUGCUUCCUUGUUCCACUCACAGCCUUCUCUGUCAAAUGCCCUCAUUGCUGCCCUCAAGAGGGCUCAGGCUCACCAGAGGAGGGGUUGCAUUGAGCUCCAGCAGCAACAGCCCCAGCAGCAGCAGCAGCAGCCUCUUUUAGCCAUCAAAGUGGAGUUAGAGCAGCUCAUCAUCUCUAUUUUAGAUGACCCUAGUGUUAGCAGGGUGAUGAGAGAGGCUGGUUUCUCCAGCACCUGUGUCAAGAACAACUUAGAAGAAGGAAGCUCUGUUUUAGCCCACUCCUCUCCUCCCUUUUUCUUCGAGUCACACAAGGAGAUCUUAAGCCAGGGAAGCUUGUGGCAGUCCCAGUUCUUGAAGCCGCCUUCCGAGAUAAACGCAGUAUAUCCAUCCUCCCAAAAAGAGGACCUGAGGGUGGUUCUGGAGGUGAUGAUUAGGAAACAGGGGAGGAGGAACAACGCAGUGGUGGUGGGGGACUCUGUUUCCAUAACAGAAGGACUCGUAGCUGAGUUUAUGGGCAGGGUGGAGAGAAGGGAGGUCCCUGAUGAGCUCAAAUCCGCACGCUUCAUCAAACUCCAUCUAUCUUACGUUCACCUUAGGCUCAUGAGCAGGGAAGAGGUGGACAUGAAGGUGGAUGACCUAAGGAGAAGGAUAUUGUCCUUAGCUUCAGAUAGAGUUGGUGGGGGUGUGAUCAUCUAUGCAGGGGACUUGAGAUGGGCUGUGGAUGAGGAAACCAAAGAUGGACUGGGCUUCAGGCCAGUGGAGCACAUGAUAAGAGAGAUGGGGAGAUUGUUAUCAGAGCUUAGGAGCAGCAAUGGCAAUGGUGGUGGUGCUGUGACCAACAAGGUGUGGCUGUUGGCCACUGCCAGCUACCAGACUUACAUGAGGUGCCAGAGGAGGCAGCCAUCCCUUGAAACGCAGUGGGCGCUCCAGGCAGUGGUGGUUCCCUCGGGUGGGCUUGCACUGAGCCUCCAAGCACAAAGCGGUCUAGAUUGGAGGAUGACAAAACUCGGUCAGCAUCCUCUCCAAAUGCUAGAAUUGAAGACUUUUAACUCUAACGAGGAAGAGAAAAAGCUCAUAUGCUGUGCCGAAUGCGCUUCCAAUUUUGAGAAGGAAGCAUCAGUUUUCAAGUCAGAAAAGAGGGACACUAGCAAUGGCUCAAACCACUUGCCAAUUUGGCUGCAACCACAUAAACCAGACAGUCAUCACGAGGAUGCAUUGCCUGAAUUGAGGAGGAAAUGGAACAGAUUUUGCCUAAGUCUUCAUCAUGGCCAACAUAACCAGGCUCAUUUGUAUCCACCCUCUUUCACUCAAGGAUUCGUUGGAAAGAGCUGCACUCAUGCUUCAUCAUAUCCAUGGUGGUCUACAAGCUUACCUCACAACCAAAACAAAUCCUUCGUCGUGUCGCAUUCAACAUCCUUGCCCGAAAAUGCAAUUUAUGGAAGUGCCAGCUUUACACCCCAAAUUGCAAAUGGAACUGGGAGCUGGCAGGAGAGAGAUGCCUCAAAUAAUUGGCCUUCUGAAGUGAGUUUGAAUUUUGUGAAGAAGCCAGCAAACCAGGAGGUCAGGACUACUCUGGCUUUGGGCAGCCCUCUGUUCUCAGAUUCAGCAACAUCGAAAAACCAAAGAAGAGGAGAGAUGGCAGACCCACAAGAGUUAAGCCGGCUACUGGAAGAGAACAUCCCCUGGCAAUCCGGAACCAUUCCUUCAAUCAUCGAAGCACUGCAUGAUUGCAGAUCAAGUGAGAAGAAGGGGACUUGGCUACUGAUAGAAGGGAAUGAUCACAUUGGAAAGAGAAGACUAGCAAGGAUAGUUGCUGAGAUAUUUUGUGGAUCCAGUGAUAGGCUAAUCCACAUUAACAUGAGUACAUUGGGCAGAGGUAGCUCACGCACCGAUAUCUUCACAGAGGCCUCCAAGAAGGACCAAAAACAUGCAGUCCUUGUUGAAGGCAUCGAUCGAGCACACCCCAACAGCAUAAAAUUGAUUGCUGAAGGCAUCAAAAAUGGAUUCUCCAGGGAUGCGUUCGGUAGAGAGGCUGGCCUGGCUAAUGGUUUCUACAUUCUAACAACAUCGAGCUCUACCAAGUUCGACAAUGCUGAUGAGAAUCCUGAUGGUGCCCUGAAGAUGAGGUUGUCGGUUGAAGAAGCCAAUACUCCCCAUGAUCUGAAAAGGAGGCCUGAGAGGGAAUUGCCAGACAAAUCGAAGAAAUCUAGGACAGAGGAGAGCAGCCUUGACCUAAACCUCUGCGCUCAGGAGGAGGAGGUGGACCAGAGGGAUAACGAAGAGGAUGGUGUUCCCAGUGAUCUGACAGACGAGACAGAAACUGGCGAUCCGAAUCUCCCAUAUGAGCUUCUUGAAUCAAUGACAACUCGUUUCACCAUGAAUGCAAGCCCCGACCGGUUCUGCCGGCUGUCGGAGAGCCUCCUGUUGAAGCUCCACCAGGCAUUCGAGGAGGUGGUGGGCAGUGAAGAAGGGACGGGGCAGUUGUGCGUGGAUCAGAUGGCAGUGGAGGAGCUGAUCAUCGCCUCUGGUUCAUUCCUGGAGAGCUUGUUGGACAAGUGGGUGAGACAGGUUUUUCAAAUGAGCUUGGCAACGGUCAAAAAGAGCGGGAAGGUGAGGUUGGGUGUCGAGGGCAAGGAGGGAAACGUGUGGGAGUUCGGUUUUCAGGGUUCUGUCCUCCCCAGCAGAAUUCAUGUGGAUUGAAGCCCCAAUCCGCCCGUCUCCCUUCCAUGUGAAAAAAUGAAAUGGCCAAAUUGCCACUUUGUAUUUUUUUUUUGGAUAUUUUUCUAUUUUAAAUGACUAGUCCCUUUUCAUAUAAUAAUAAUAGUAGUAAUAAUAGCAAUAAUAAUAAUAUUGUAAGACAAAAAGCUCUUUGGCCGGUCAUUAAUUCGGAAGUUUUUAUUUUUGCUAACCAGAGAAUCGUUCGAAGGAAGUCUUUCUUUUCAAAUAUCUAAGUCUACUACUAUCACAAAGGGUCUUGGAGAGUUGUUCGAGGCCAUGCAUUGAAAAAAUCAAUACAAGAUUAGCUUCUUGAAAAGG